Messenger RNA from Apodemus sylvaticus (European woodmouse), 684 nucleotides. Its product is annotated as prolactin-like. The coding region runs from base 1 to 684 and encodes 227 amino acids. Lineage: Eukaryota; Metazoa; Chordata; Mammalia; Rodentia; Muridae. Gene Ontology annotation, cellular component: extracellular region. Gene Ontology annotation, biological process: response to nutrient levels; positive regulation of lactation; positive regulation of cell population proliferation. The record is from RefSeq and is a predicted model, not a curated record. Gene Ontology annotation, molecular function: prolactin receptor binding; hormone activity. The transcript has 5 exons.
AUGCAACCAGUUUUGAGUCAUCCGUGUUCCUGGUGGUUUCAUGUGCUGCUAGUGUCAAACCUUCUCCUUUGGGAGAAUGUGUACUCCGUGCCCAUGUGCUUUGGCAUGGAAGGAUACAGUGAGCUCUCCAUUGAAGAACUCUUUGACAGUGCUAUUGUCAUGGCUCAACACAUCUCAAACCUCACCACACAAAUGUCUGAGGAGUUUGAUGCAAAUUUUCUUCAUAGCCUUGUGUACAAAACAAAGAACUCUAGCACCUGUCACACCACUUCACUUGCUACUCCUGCAAGCAAUGAACAAAUCCAACAGACACAAUCAGAUGUCCUUCUGAAGAUGGUGAUCAGCAUUUCCCGAGCCUGGUACCACCCUCUGAAACAACUUGUGCGAGCAGUAGCUACUCUUGAAGGAGCUUGCAAGACCAUGCUGUUGAAAGUCAUAGAUGUGGAGGAAGCAAACCAAGAAAUUCUAAAAGAAUUCAAGGCAAUCCUUGUCAUGGUUCAUCCUGGAGCUGAAGAAAAUAUCUAUCCUGCUUGGAUGGGACUGGCAGAUGUGAAGUCUGCCAAUGAAGAUACCCGCAACAUUGCUCUUAGUAACCUACUCCACUGCCUGGAUAGUGACACUGACAAAGUUGCCAUUUAUCUUGAGGCCCUAAAGUGCCGCAUCAUCCCCAACAACAACUGCUAA